AUGGCCGCCAACCCUGGCGGAUACCAGGAAGGUCACCAAUCCAAAGAGCUUCCCUUCACGUCACCAGCAGCCCCUACACCGCAGAAUACGACACAUCAAGAGCUAGAGAGACGCAUAUGGCAAUAUCAGAAAGAGGAGCAGUGA
This is a messenger RNA of Ascochyta rabiei, 144 nucleotides long. RefSeq lists its product as uncharacterized. The coding region runs from base 1 to 144 and encodes 47 amino acids. The transcript has a single exon. The record is from RefSeq and is a predicted model, not a curated record. NCBI's taxonomy places the organism in Eukaryota, Fungi, Ascomycota, Dothideomycetes, Pleosporales, Didymellaceae.